Periophthalmus magnuspinnatus is the source of this 3067-nucleotide messenger RNA. RefSeq names its product melanoma inhibitory activity protein 2. Gene Ontology annotation, biological process: protein secretion; endoplasmic reticulum to Golgi vesicle-mediated transport; vesicle cargo loading. Gene Ontology annotation, cellular component: endoplasmic reticulum membrane; endoplasmic reticulum exit site. The record is from RefSeq and is a predicted model, not a curated record. Lineage: Eukaryota; Metazoa; Chordata; Actinopteri; Gobiiformes; Gobiidae. The coding region runs from base 146 to 2590 and encodes 814 amino acids. The transcript is spliced from 23 exons.
GUACUCCGUACUGGAGCGUCAGUGUUGUGAAAAGGAUGAGAGGUCGCCGCUAACCGGCUAUGGCUAUGCCUUCAUUAUUUCUAACACCAUUAUGAUAGAGACCGAGAAGAUUCUUAAACGUAUCAUUAACUAAAAAGUUGCUAACAUGACGGAUCUUCCAACAAGUGAACAGCUUGCCAACAAAGCUACGGCGUUUCAGGCGACGGCUGAAGCUUACUACAGCAUUGCUGUAGAGAAAGUGAAGGAUGUUGUGUCUGCUCUGCCUGACGACAUAAGACCUGGGCCAGAUCUCUAUGGAGUGCCAUGGGAACCGGUCAUUAUAUCUGGCUUGGUGGGACUAAUCACUAUAUUAAUUUUCACCUGUAGAUGUUAUAGUUCUGUCAAAAGCAGAAUAUAUCGAAGUAAAGAAAGGCGAAUGGCCGAACAAGUUGCCCAACUACUAGAUGAGAAAUGCAAAGUUCUUGAGACCUUAAGUAAAGUUCAACAAGAGUUUAAAGGAAUAGAGGAUUCACUCAGAGACAGUGGUGUUUUAGCCCAAACACAAAAGGCUAUACAGCUGGAGGCUAAAGCCAAACAGUUGGAACAUACUAAAAGAGAGUUUGAGAAUGAUCUUGAACAACUGAAGGAUCAGUUGAAUCAACAACGAGAAUACAGACUAGAACAAGAACAAAGGAUAAUGGCUCUGGAAGAUAAUAUUAAAACUUGUGAAGAGGAAACAAAAAUGUUCCAGUCACAAGAUGAACAGGCACAAACUACUGUUAAAGUCUAUAGUAUGAACAGUGACAGACUUCAGAGGAACCUGGAGACAGCUGGGGAAGAGAAUGCCUUGCUACAAGAGAACAACAUGCAUUUGCACCAGCAGUUGGAAGGCUGGGCAGAACGAGUGAGUGAAUUAGAACAAGAGAUGAGAAGGUGUGACCAUUCACACAGUGGAAUGCUGCAAGAUGUUGCUACAAAGGAUGAGCGCAUAAUGUCUUUGACAGAUCGUCUGCUGCAAAUGAAAGCGUGGGAUUCAGAUCUCGAGGAAGAACAAGGAGCUGAAGAGACUUUAAAUGGAAUUGCAGGACAUAAAAAGACCAGUGGAAAAAGAGAUAUUACAGAUCCACAGGGGCAUCUCCAAAAAGUCCAAAAACUCAUUCAUGCUGCUAAGUUAAAUGCAGACCUCAAAUCUGUAGAUGAAGACAAGGACCGCAUUUUUGCCAAGUUAAAUGAUGAAGUAAAAGCUAAGGAAGAUCUUCAAGAAAGCAUAAAGGGUUUGGAAAUUGAGAAGUUAUCUCUACAGUCUGACGCUAAGCACUACUCUGAUCAGGUGCAAAUACUGCAACAGAAACUCCAGAUUAUGACAGAAAUGUAUCAGGAAAAUGAACUCAAGCUGCACAGAUUGCUGACAGUUGAGGAAAAAGAGCGUUUACAGAAGGAAGAGAAGCUGAGCAAAGCUGAUAAAAAUAUAGCGAUGGCAAUGGAAGAACUCAAUAAUUAUAGACAACGAGCAGAAGAGAUGGAGGAGGAGCUUGAGAAAACUAAACAGUCGUACCAGACUCAAAUAUCAUCACACGAAAAGAAAGCUCACAACAACUGGUUGGCUGCCAGAUCAGCAGAAAGAGAACUAGCAGAAAUCAGAAGAGAGAAUGCUCUGUUCAGGCAGAAACUUACAGACACACAAUUCAAAUUAGAAGCCAUUGAAAAGGAUCCAUAUGCUUUGGAUAGUCUGGCUAGACCGUUGCCUUUUAGAGCUGAAAGAUCUUCUUAUGGGCCGUCUCCACUAGGCCGACCUGCCUCUGAAACUAGAGCCUUUCUUUCUCCUCCGACACUGAUGGAUGGACCACCAAAUAGAUUAUCUCCAAGAGUGAUGCGUGGUCCAUUAGAGCCUCUACUUGGACCAGGGGAGACAGAGAGGCCUGGAGGUCCUCAUUCAGACAGUGGUUCAAUCUCCCCCACAUGGGAGAGAGAUCGUAGGGGGCCUCCACCAGGGUCCAUGUCGGGGCCCCUGCCUGGCCCCCCAGGCCCCAUGGCUCCACCACGUUACAUUUUCCCUGAACCAGGAGGGCCCAUGUAUAGAAGACCUCCUCCAGGGCCAAUGGGCCCUUAUUCUGCUCCUGGACCCCUCCCACCCAGGGGCCACAGACCACCAGGACCACCUUUAGACAUGGCAGAUGGGUCUUAUAGAGAAAACAGCUUGGGACCUGGUGAACAUGAUCUCAGAGAGCCAAGUCCUGGUGAAAGGAGGACUCCUCCUGAGACAGAUCUGCGAAUAGGAGGCAUGCCACCUCCAGGGCCUAUUGAUGGUCCCUUCCCACGUAGAGCACCUUAUGGUCCUCCACCCCCAGAGUAUUACCUGCCAAGAGGGCCAGGUGGGCCGCCUAUGCCAGUGUGGGGUCCUCCACCCCCUGGGAUGAUGUACCCUCCUCGUUUCCCUCCAGGAGGACCACACCCACCUAGCAUGGGUCCGUACAGCGGUCCUCCUAUGCACCCCCAUGUACCUGAUGGCCAUCCUCCUCCAUCUAUAGGCCCUCCUCAACCACCUCCCUCUGCUCCAACACAGAGGCAGUCAUCAGAAGAGCACACAGAAUCCCCUCAAGAUAUAAUUUAAAUUAGACCAGGAUGUGUAAAAGAAUAAAAUGAGCAGGAAGAUUGCUAAAUUAUUCCCCAAUUUGACUUGUAAAUGAGGACAUUAUGGAAUGUAAAUUCCAUAAUGUCCUCUAUUUGCUCUGUCACUUAAUUAUGGAGCUUUUACUUUGGAAAAGGGCUGCAUUAUGUUAUAAAAAUGGACUGGACAGCAUUUCAUUAUUGGACGUAUAGAUAUAUUGAUCUGAAGAUCAGUCGGCAGUUUUUUUUAUUUUGUAUUUUAGGAAUCUUUGUAUGAACAUUGUCAACUGAGACUUGGUCCCUCAUUUUAAAUUUCCAAAUAGGACAUUUCAAGGAAGUACUGACUAAAUCUAAAUGUCAUUUGUUAGUUUGCCUUCAUUAUUAGACAUCGGAUGUGUUGUUACAUUAAUAUCACAUGUUCAAAGGCUUUAGCUUCUCUCACAGUAAUUACUAAAACAGGAUUUGAUUUUUUUGAGAAUUU